Molecule: messenger RNA, 1532 nt
Organism: Homo sapiens (human)
Lineage: Eukaryota; Metazoa; Chordata; Mammalia; Primates; Hominidae
Gene: SMN2
Product: survival of motor neuron 2, centromeric
Exons: 8
Coding region: 164-952 (262 amino acids)
Biological process (GO): mRNA processing; RNA splicing, via transesterification reactions
Cellular component (GO): cytoplasm; nuclear body; Z disc
Molecular function (GO): RNA binding
Source: RefSeq, marked reviewed
CCACAAAUGUGGGAGGGCGAUAACCACUCGUAGAAAGCGUGAGAAGUUACUACAAGCGGUCCUCCCGGCCACCGUACUGUUCCGCUCCCAGAAGCCCCGGGCGGCGGAAGUCGUCACUCUUAAGAAGGGACGGGGCCCCACGCUGCGCACCCGCGGGUUUGCUAUGGCGAUGAGCAGCGGCGGCAGUGGUGGCGGCGUCCCGGAGCAGGAGGAUUCCGUGCUGUUCCGGCGCGGCACAGGCCAGAGCGAUGAUUCUGACAUUUGGGAUGAUACAGCACUGAUAAAAGCAUAUGAUAAAGCUGUGGCUUCAUUUAAGCAUGCUCUAAAGAAUGGUGACAUUUGUGAAACUUCGGGUAAACCAAAAACCACACCUAAAAGAAAACCUGCUAAGAAGAAUAAAAGCCAAAAGAAGAAUACUGCAGCUUCCUUACAACAGUGGAAAGUUGGGGACAAAUGUUCUGCCAUUUGGUCAGAAGACGGUUGCAUUUACCCAGCUACCAUUGCUUCAAUUGAUUUUAAGAGAGAAACCUGUGUUGUGGUUUACACUGGAUAUGGAAAUAGAGAGGAGCAAAAUCUGUCCGAUCUACUUUCCCCAAUCUGUGAAGUAGCUAAUAAUAUAGAACAAAAUGCUCAAGAGAAUGAAAAUGAAAGCCAAGUUUCAACAGAUGAAAGUGAGAACUCCAGGUCUCCUGGAAAUAAAUCAGAUAACAUCAAGCCCAAAUCUGCUCCAUGGAACUCUUUUCUCCCUCCACCACCCCCCAUGCCAGGGCCAAGACUGGGACCAGGAAAGAUAAUUCCCCCACCACCUCCCAUAUGUCCAGAUUCUCUUGAUGAUGCUGAUGCUUUGGGAAGUAUGUUAAUUUCAUGGUACAUGAGUGGCUAUCAUACUGGCUAUUAUAUGGGUUUUAGACAAAAUCAAAAAGAAGGAAGGUGCUCACAUUCCUUAAAUUAAGGAGAAAUGCUGGCAUAGAGCAGCACUAAAUGACACCACUAAAGAAACGAUCAGACAGAUCUGGAAUGUGAAGCGUUAUAGAAGAUAACUGGCCUCAUUUCUUCAAAAUAUCAAGUGUUGGGAAAGAAAAAAGGAAGUGGAAUGGGUAACUCUUCUUGAUUAAAAGUUAUGUAAUAACCAAAUGCAAUGUGAAAUAUUUUACUGGACUCUAUUUUGAAAAACCAUCUGUAAAAGACUGAGGUGGGGGUGGGAGGCCAGCACGGUGGUGAGGCAGUUGAGAAAAUUUGAAUGUGGAUUAGAUUUUGAAUGAUAUUGGAUAAUUAUUGGUAAUUUUAUGAGCUGUGAGAAGGGUGUUGUAGUUUAUAAAAGACUGUCUUAAUUUGCAUACUUAAGCAUUUAGGAAUGAAGUGUUAGAGUGUCUUAAAAUGUUUCAAAUGGUUUAACAAAAUGUAUGUGAGGCGUAUGUGGCAAAAUGUUACAGAAUCUAACUGGUGGACAUGGCUGUUCAUUGUACUGUUUUUUUCUAUCUUCUAUAUGUUUAAAAGUAUAUAAUAAAAAUAUUUAAUUUUUUUUUAAAUUA